Messenger RNA from Hydractinia symbiolongicarpus, 2476 nucleotides. Its product is annotated as probable 4-aminobutyrate aminotransferase, mitochondrial. Gene Ontology annotation, cellular component: mitochondrion. The coding region runs from base 277 to 1704 and encodes 475 amino acids. Lineage: Eukaryota; Metazoa; Cnidaria; Hydrozoa; Anthoathecata; Hydractiniidae. Gene Ontology annotation, molecular function: pyridoxal phosphate binding. The record is from RefSeq and is a predicted model, not a curated record. The transcript is spliced from 16 exons. Gene Ontology annotation, biological process: GABA catabolic process.
CAACAACAACAAACUUGAAGGACUUGAAGGACUUGCGUUUUGUUUGCCAAAAAACAUCUAAAUUUUUCUUUGGUUUCGCAAAUAGUGACGAUAGGACCAAGCUGUGUUUGCAACAGGACUAUACUUUUUGAGUAAAAUUUUAGUGGAAGUUCAUCAGCUGAAUGGAACAAAGCUUCCCUCAAGCUUUUCGUAUCCAAUCCCGAAAAUUGAAGCAAAGUUCCAAGUGCAGAGUUUAUAUAUAGAUCCUUUAGCCGGAAGUCUACACAAGUUGCUGUGAUGAUAGGAAUCAAACUUACAAGGAAACUUUUUCAGUUCAAUUUUACUCCUAAAUUUGCUUCAAAAUUGUCAAUGAGAAGUGUUUAUAAUGGCUUUUGUAAGGAAGAUGGCAUCAUCACCAGACCAGAUGUGAAAACUUCAUUUGUUUAUGAUAAUACUCUGAACACUAGUCAGUUGAAAAGAAUUGAUUACACAAAAUGUGUUGGAAAUUAUGUUGUUGAUAACUAUGAAAAUACACUACUGGAUUUAUAUCAACAGAACGGAUCCCUGCCUCUAGGUUACAACCAUCCCAGCCUAGCCAACGCCGUCCAGUCGCUGGAAAUGACAACGGCAUACACCAACUUUGGCCCAAAUUCAUUUCCACCUGAUAGAUAUUUUCAGUUGUUGGAUCAAACAUUGCUGGCAGUUGCUCCAAGUAGUUUAUCAUGUGUGCAAACAGUGGAUACCAUGUCUAAUCCCAUAAUGCAUGCAGUUAAUGCAGCUGUAACUAGAUACCAAGCAUUGCAUCAAGGAAUAUGGGAUUCAACAUAUAAAGGUUUUCAUCAUGAAGAAAGAGUAUCUGCCAAAUGUUUUUCUGUUCUUGCAUUUCAAGGCUCCUCACACAACUUGCCCAUAGUACCCUUCCAUAUGAUGUACGUUCCAUUUCCAAAAUUAAAAUAUCCAUUUGAUGAAUACAUUAUGUACAACAGAGCAGAAGAAAGCCAAUGUUUAGAAAAGUGUUUUGAAACAAUCAAAGAUUGUGCUAAUCAAUUAAAGCAUGCAGCUGCUUUUGUUGUUGACCCAACCUUGCUUUGUGAAGGUGACGUUUCACCAGAAUUUUACAACUGUCUUCGAACAAUAUGUGAAGAGUUUGAUGUGGCUUUCAUUGUGAAUGAAGUUGAUACAGGUUUAGGUGUUACUGGAAAAUUUUGGGCUCAUCAACAUUGGAAUUUGACAAAAUCACCAGAUGUUGUAGUGUUUGGUAAGAAGAUGAUGAUGUCUGGAUUUUAUUUUCGUCCUGAUUUUCAUCCGAACCAGUCAUUCUCAACGAUAUGCGGUUCAACAGACGAACCGGCCAACUUGGUAUUGUUGGAGACUAUAUUGCGCACAAUAUGUGAAGACAAUUUAUUUGAACGUACCCACGAAGCUUCUCUUGUACUGGCUACAAACUGCAAAAUGUUGGAGGAAUCUUACCCGGAUUUGAUUGAAUCUAUUCACUGUCAUGGAACAUUAUGCGCAGUGACCUUUCUUGAUGAGUUGGUUAGCAAAGAAGCAGAGUUGAUGUUCCUCAAUGCUGGUUUGCAUUUUGGUCGAACAAACAGCAGAGCCCUGGUAUCGAGGCCAGCGUUAAUCUUUACAGGCGAGCAUGCGCAGUACACACAUGAUCUGUUAGACACGACGUUGGGCAAGCUAAGCAGAGACUUAGCCCGUAAAAAUCGAAAAGUAUAAAACAUUGUUUAUGACGUUUGAUUUAUCCCUAAAACAAAUUUGAUUCAGAUUGUAUAUUGGAGGUUAUGUAAAUCAGUCGAAUCUUUUUGGUAGACACGGAGUGGCCGCAAUACAGAUGUUUCUUUAACAGGAAUAAUACCGCGAAAAUCUGGUGUCUACUACUCUAUGGUUCGACCAUUUUAUUUUUACGUGUGAUUUUUUUACACUCUUUUUUUACACUCUCUUUUAGUAUACUCUCUAGGGGUAACAACCGGUAUUUGCUAGAGAUUAAAGAGAGUUUGUUCAUAAUGCGGGAUAGUCCCCAGUUGAAUAACAACAUUAGAUCUGCUCCAUUGUAUUUAUACAAUUAGUAUUUAAUAUGUAACUAUGGUUGCUGUUAAACUUGUAUACAUUUAGGAGAACAUUGUACGUUUUUGAUUGCUUGAAAAUGGGUGUGUGAGCAUCCGAAACGUCGCGAAUAAUGUAGUUUCUUUGUUGUCAACUUAUUUUUUCGCUUAUGAAAAAUAUAAAAUUGCAACUAAAUCUUAGCUGCAAGCAGUUCAGCUGCAAGCAGUUCCGUUUCUUUUAUAAUUUAGAGAAUGUUUGUCUUCAUUAUAUUUUGUUCAUUUUUUGAAUGUUAUGAGUAUUGUAAAAAUAAAAAUUUAUGUUUCUGGUUAAACUCUAUUGUACUUGUUUUUUUUGGAAUGGCAAUAUCUAAUAUUGAAACUAACAUAUUUUUAUGUAUUUUUAUUAUAUUUUUAAAAAAAUAUUAAAGAAAAAAUGACUUUUGCUA